Vicugna pacos (alpaca) is the source of this 1850-nucleotide messenger RNA. RefSeq names its product signaling lymphocytic activation molecule family member 1 (gene SLAMF1). Gene Ontology annotation, molecular function: signaling receptor activity. The record is from RefSeq and is a predicted model, not a curated record. Gene Ontology annotation, biological process: lymphocyte activation. NCBI's taxonomy places the organism in Eukaryota, Metazoa, Chordata, Mammalia, Artiodactyla, Camelidae. Gene Ontology annotation, cellular component: cell surface; membrane.
AUAGGCAGAAAAAGUCCCGGUGAGACAGGAAGCCUGCCGGUUCCUGAUGCAUAAACUAGACAGUAGAGGCAGCACUUGACUGACGCGGAGCUCACUCUGCUGCGGCGUCUGCGAGCAGCUGCCGGGUUCCUCACCAGGCUCCCCUCCCUCUCUUCACUGGCUGAUGGAUCCCAAGGGACUCCUCUCCUUGAACGUCCUGCUGUUUCUCUCCCUGGCUUUUGAGCUGAGCUGCGGAACAAGUGAGGACUUGAUGAACUGCCCAGAGAUCCCUGGCCGGCUGGGAAGCAGCGUGCUGCUGCCCCUGGCCUCUGAGUGGAUGAUUAAGAGCAUGAACAAGAGCAUCCACAUCCUCAUCACAAAGGCAGAGUCACCCGGAAGCAAGGUCAAGAAGAAAAUAGUGUCUCUUGAUCUGCCGGAAGGGGGAUCUCCAGGAUAUCUGGAGGAUGGCUACACAUUUCACCUGGAAAACCUGAGCCUGAGGAUCCUGGAGAGCAGGAAUAAAGAUGAGGGCUGGUACUUUAUGAGCGUGGAGGAAAACGUUUCAGUCCAACACUUUUGCCUGCAGCUGAAGCUCUAUGAGCAGGUCUCCACUCCGGAAAUUAAGGUGUUGAACUCAACCCAGGAGCAUGGGAACUGCAGCCUGACGCUGGACUGCACAGCAGAGAAGGGGGACCAGGUGGCUUACAGCUGGAGCGAGGAGGUGGGCACCCACUCGCUGAGACCUGCCAACGGCUCCAGCCUCCUGUAUCUUACCCUUGGCCCCCAGCAUGCCAACAAUGUCUACAUCUGCACUGUGAGCAACCCCAUCAGCAACCGCUCUCAGACCUUCGUCCCGUGGUCCACAUGCUGGCCUGAUUCCUCAGAAUCAAGACAAUGGGGACUGUAUGCUGGGCUGUUCUUAGGGGGCAUUGUUGGUGUCAUCAUGAUUCUCGAAAUGGUAAUACUCCUACUGAGAAGAAGAGGUAAAACAGACAACUGCCAGCCAGCAGUGGAAGCAAAAAGCCUUACUAUCUAUGCCCAAGUCCAGAAAUCAGGUUCUGUUCAGGAGAAAUCUGAUCCUCUGUCGGCUCAGGACCCCUGCACCACCAUUUACGUUGCUGCCACAGAGCCUGUCCCAGAGCCUGUCUCAGAGCCUGUCCCAGAGCCCGUCCAGGUCCAGGAGUCAAGCUCCAUCACAGUCUAUGCCAGCGUGACACUUCCAGAGAGCUGACACCACAGACCCAGUAAAGGGAAUUUUGGAAGUAACACGGAGGAGCCAAAAAAACCACUGAACUUGGUCCCAGGUUCCAAGUUAAAUGUGACAUCUUCCACAUCUGUGCUCUUCUUGGAUCGACUCCCUGGUGACAUUUCUUCCAUACCUACCUGUGCAAUGGACAAGGAAGUCAGGCUAUCCAAGCACUUAGCCUGCUCUGCAGAGGGCACAAGCCCAGAACAGAAAGCUACCGAGUAUAGCUUUCCAUCUCUGCGGUGUAGCAGGCAAAAUGGAUAAUGCCAGUCCGUGGAGUCCAGACCUUCAGGUGUCUUGCUCUUUGCUGGGAUUGGACAAUGAAAGCCAAAGGCAGAAAGCCAGAACAAGACAUCCAGCACCUGUCUCAGACAGAUGACCACCAGCUGCAAAGUCUGGAACAGCUUACACUCUGGCUGCCUAUACUCAGUCCGGGAGCUGCUCUCACUCACCGUGCAGACUUGAUCAAGGCUCUGAGCCUCAGUUUCUCUCUGGGUGGGCAGUGCAGGGUAAAUUCCUCAUUGUAUGUAAAACACUCUGAGAUUAUUCUAUGAAAGAAGCUAAUAGAAUAUUUUAUUUGUAAAUACUGGAAGCUAAAGAAUUAAUAAACUGAAAAGACACUGAA